AUGCCGCGCACCAACAAAGUGGAAGAUCCCGACGAUGAGCGGCUGUUUGGCCACCGCGGCAUUGAAAUUCACGACAACAUCGGCGUCUCGAUUGAUGACAUUUUGAUUCGCCGGAAGGAUCAAGCGCGCAUCCUUGAGCAAACGCUGCAGCUGCUGUUUGCUGCGGAGGUGCUGCUGUUCGUGGAGUAUAUGGAGGUGUUCAUGCCGCUACUGUACGCUGCGUGCAUCGGUGGCCUGUGGAACCUGCCCAACGCUAGGUACAACGUCAUGCUGAUGAACAUGAGCUACGAUGCCGUGGUGCUUGAAGUUCUGACUUCGAUGGGCUACGCCAUGUUGGAGGUCGUGUCGUUCUUGUCCGUGUACUAUUUCAUCAAGAAGAAGUACGGCAUCUCGGCGCUCUACCAGCUCGCGUUCCUGCUCGAGUCGUACACCAUGACGCUACACGGCAAACUCAUCGGCUGCUUCAUCACCAUCCUCAACUCGUCGACAAUGCACCAAGGCAUCGACAUUACCUUCAAGUUCGACUGGGACGCACUCCUCAAGACCCCAAAUCCGUACACAGACGAUCGGUAG
This is a messenger RNA of Phytophthora sojae, 573 nucleotides long. RefSeq lists its product as hypothetical. The transcript has a single exon. The record is from RefSeq and is a predicted model, not a curated record. NCBI's taxonomy places the organism in Eukaryota, Oomycota, Peronosporomycetes, Peronosporales, Peronosporaceae. Bases 1 to 573 code for a protein of 190 amino acids.